Molecule: messenger RNA, 360 nt
Organism: Nicotiana attenuata
Lineage: Eukaryota; Viridiplantae; Streptophyta; Magnoliopsida; Solanales; Solanaceae
Product: putative lipid-binding protein AIR1
Exons: 1
Coding region: 1-360 (119 amino acids)
Source: RefSeq, a predicted model, not a curated record
AUGGCUAAAUUAGCUGCUGCAUCCUCCCCCAUUGCCCUUUUUCUCACUUUGAAUAUUCUGUUUUUCACAAUGGUUAGUUCCAUUAAUUAUUACCCAACAGUUACGGGUAAAUGUCCUACAGACUCAUCCAAAUACGAAGUGUGUGGUGACUUAUUAAAUGAUUUGGUGCACCUUAAUUUGGGAAGUCAAGCUAAGACCAAAUGUUGCUCUCUCAUUCAAGGCAUAGCUGGUGCUGAUUUUGCAUAUUGCCUUUGCGAUGCCAUUAAAACAAACAGCACCAGUAUUCUCCCUCUUGACGCCCUAAGCUUGCUGUUCAACAACUGUGGAAAGAAUCGUCCCUGGGAUUUCCGAUGCCCAUAA